AUGAUAGACUACGUGAACCCACAAUUUCAACCGUCGGUUUUAGACCUUAAUGUUCUAUCAAUGGAAGUUAGUCGGAGAAUCCAAUUUAAGUCACAAAUAACAUUUAGUGGUUACCGCGUAAGAGGCGUGAAAAGUGUUGGGAAUGUAAGAAAAAUUGUAAGUUGCCACAAGGCUGCAUUCCCUUUGAGUGUGUUCAUGUGCCACCGCUUGCAAGGGCGAGCUUAUCAUGUCAAACUUCAAAGCCCGGACAAGGACGGGGGGAAGGUAGAGGCUUUGUUGAGUUGUCACCAUGACGCCAGCAAUUGGAGUCCUAGAUAUGGUGGCUUUAAGAUUCUUACUAUUGCACCAGGGAAAAUUGUGUGUCAUCUCCUUCUUAAAGACAAUGUGAUCUUCAUAAAACUCAACUGA
Molecule: messenger RNA, 408 nt
Organism: Spinacia oleracea (spinach)
Lineage: Eukaryota; Viridiplantae; Streptophyta; Magnoliopsida; Caryophyllales; Amaranthaceae
Product: BURP domain-containing protein 5-like
Exons: 2
Coding region: 1-408 (135 amino acids)
Source: RefSeq, a predicted model, not a curated record